Molecule: messenger RNA, 213 nt
Organism: Ilex paraguariensis (yerba mate)
Lineage: Eukaryota; Viridiplantae; Streptophyta; Magnoliopsida; Aquifoliales; Aquifoliaceae
Source: the annotation of a GenBank genome assembly
AUGGAUGCUUGUAAUUCCUCAGUGGGUACGAUUGCGUAUAUGAGUCUUGAAAGGAUCAACACGGAUCUGAAUCAUGGGAAGUAUGAUGGGUUUGCUAGGGAUAUUUGGAGCUUAGGAGUUAGCAUCCUUGAGUUUUAUCUGGGUCGAUUUCCGUUUGCUGUGGGAAGGCAAGGUGAGGAUCGAUAUGGACUGGUUGAACUGGUAUGCGGCUAG